UUGCUGACUCCGGACUUUACUCGGGACCCGUCACGAUGUCUUUCGGAUGCCGGCAAAGUCGGUAUAGUUGAACAUGAUAUCAACUUCAAAGCUAUCCAAAUGUAUAAAGCUACUUGCUUUCUCCAGCUAGAGAUGGUCUUUUCCUCAUUAACAAUUUCAAGACAUCGGAAGACGAUCAAGAUCGUUCUCAAUUGACUCAAUUGACUCUUCUAUUUAACUCUUUCUAUUUCAAAAACCUCAAUACCAACCACCACCACCAUCAUGGCUAUGGUUUCUAACGGCUCCGAGUACGACUUCAUCAUCGUCGGCGGUGGUACCGCUGGCAAUGCUGUUGCCGGUCGCCUCGCUGAAAACCCCAACGUUCGCAUUCUGGUCGUGGAGGCGGGUAUCCCCAACCCCGACCAGAUCGAUGAGAUCACUACGCCCUCCAAAGCUUUCAACCUUCGCGGAAGCAAGUACGACUGGGCAUAUAAGACCACCAUGAUUAAGCGUGACGACUACGAACGAAUUGAAAAGCCCAACACCCGUGGAAAGGCUCUUGGUGGCAGCUCCUGUGCCAACUACUUUACCUGGAUCCCCGGUUCGAAGCCUACCUUUGAUGACUGGGAAGACUUUGGUGGCCGUGACUGGACGUGGGACAAUUGUGUGGACUACCUCCGUAAAUGUGCUACCUAUCACGACGAUGAGAAGCUAUAUCCCUCCGAGCUGAGCAAGAUUGGAACUGGCGGUCCCGUGCACAUCUCUCAUGCUGAGCUACUCCCCGAGAUGCAGCCGUUCCGUGAUGCCCUCACCGAGGCUUGGGUCUCUAAGGGCGAAGUCCUUACUGAGGAUAUUUACUCUGGUGAGAUGAGAGGUUUGACCCACUGCGUGGAUACCAUCUACCAGGGUGAGCGCCAGGGCAGCUUCCUGUACCUGAAGAAUAAGCCUAAUGUGACCAUCCUCUUCGGUGUUCAAUCCAAGAGCUUGAUCAUCGAUCCAGUUACUAAGGUCUGCUCUGGUGUCACCGUGAUCAGUGAGGCCUCCAAUACCGAGAUCAGUGUUUAUGCUAGCCGUGAGGUGAUCGUGUCUCAGGGUGUGUUUGAGACUCCCAAGCUCCUCAUGCUCAGCGGUGUCGGUCCUGCUGAUGAGCUUGCCAAACACGGAAUCACCCCGGUCGUCAACUCUCCCCACGUUGGCCAGCAUCUUCUGGAUCACCCUAUCGUACCUUUCGUGCUACAGAUCAAGGAUGGCUUCGGUCUCGAUGAUCAUCUGCUCCGCACUGGUUCUCUGAACGACUCCGCCGUUGCUGCCUACAACCGCGACAAGACUGGUCCCGUUAGCUCUGGACUGCUGGAGAUGGUCGGAUUCCCUCGAAUCGAUGAGCGUCUGGAGAAAUAUCCUGCCUAUCGCGAGGCCAAGGCUGCCAACGGCGGCCUGGAUCCCUUCGGACCCGCCGGCCAGCCUCACUUCGAGCUGGACUUUGUAGGUAUCUUCAGCACUGCCUUCCAGUGGCACUACCCCGUUCCCGAGAAGGGCAACUACAUGACCGUUAUUGUCGAUCUGCUCCGCCCCCUGUCCGAGGGUGAGGUCACUCUGAACAGCGCGAACCCCCAGGUUCAGCCCAACAUCAACCUCAACUUCUUCGCCAACGACUUGGACAUUCUGGCUAUGCGCGAGGGUGUGCGCUGGACAUACGACGUUUUGACCACCGGUGCCGGUUUCAAGGACAUUGUCCUUGCCGAGUACCCCUGGAAGAUGCCUCUGCACUCUGAUGAGGACAUGAAGCGAGCUGUCCUGGACCGAAGCCAGACCGGAUUCCACCCCUGCGGUACCGCUCGUCUCUCGAAGAGCAUCCACCAGGGUGUGGUUGACUCGAAGCUCCGUGUCCACGGAAUCCGCAACCUGAGAAUCGCGGAUGCUUCCGUUAUGCCAGUCAUUCCCGACUGCCGUAUCCAAAACUCGGUCUACAUGAUCGGUGAAAAGGGAGCGGAUAUCAUCAAGGCUGCGCACAAGGAUCUCUACGAGGCCCAGGGUGUUCCCUACUUUGUCUCUAGCAAAUUGUAACAACGAGGCUCGGAGAUGGGACAUGUCGAGCUAGAGGUGUGAAUUUUCUAGUUUCUUUCGUGAUUUUUCUUACUCUUCGAUUAGACUGUUUUACAUAGAGAGAAUCAAUUCUAUGCGUUCAAAGCCAAUGAGUAAAUAACCCAAUAAUUUGUUGUUGACUCGCAUUUAUCCGUUCUUCAACAAAGGUCUCCGUCGCUCAUCGACGCAUGGCACACUCCAACCAACCGCCAUCACUCUUCCCAAUUGAAAUUAACCACAAUGCGCCCCGCAACUUGGCCCUUGCGAAGCUUCUCAACCGCCUCCGGCAGUCUAUUCAGGGGAUACACUUCACUAAUCUGCUGCAGCAUCCCACGACGGGCAAAAUCCAAAGCCACCGCGGUAUCCCUCCGACUACCCACCAAGGUCCCCUUGAUGGUAAGAUUCUUCAUAAUGUACUCGCAGGGAUCCGUUCCCAGAUUCACAGACCCGAUCGAGGGCAGCCCGAUGCACAUCACCAUGGAUCCAACGCGAUCACCAACGAAAGAAACUGCCGUCUUAUACGCAGCAGGGGCCGUCACGAAAACCCCAUGAACACCAAUACCAUCCGCCACCUCGAUCACAGCCUUGGCCGGAUCCUCCUCUUCCUUGAAAUCAACGAAUGCUUCUGCGCCCAUCUUCAGCGAUAAAUCACGUUUCUCACUUCCGGUGUCCACGACGAUGGGACGCAUGCCCAUGGCUUUGGCCAGUUGCACACCCUGGAUACCGACUCCACCUCCGCCACCUGGGAAGACUACCCAAGACCCCGAUUUAAGGUUGGACUCAAGGAGCGACCGGUAAAUCGUGCUGGCGCUGCACAUAACCGGCGCGGCGAUCUCGUCGGGAACACCAUCGGGGAUCGGCGAAGCAUAUCGUGCAGGAGAAACCAAAUAUUGCUGUAUGGAUAGCCUUCCUGCAGUACGUCUCCUUAUCAUCCCAGCACAAAUGGCAAGAACCACACGUAUCGGUGAGCGGCUUGAUUCCCGCUCUAUCGCCGAGUUUGAAGUUCUUCACAUUGGCUCCGACUUUGACGACCACUCCGGCACCUUCGUGACCCGGGGACCGAACGCCAAAGGUCGACAUGGGUGGUGCGGCCAAAUCACCCAUCAUCAUAUGGAUAUCCGAAUAGCACAGGCCCGUGAAGUUAAGUCGGAUCAAGACAUCGUCGGGUCCUGGAUAACGACAAGUUUGAGGCGUCAGUCACGGCUGCUAGAAACUUGAACUGUGUACUACAUACCUGGCUCGGGAACCGGUACCAUUUGCACCUCGACAUGGAAGUCUGGGCCUUCAUUGACAACGACACCCGCUUUACAGUGGGUGGGGAUGUCGUAUUGCUGCGUCUCCGUGACUGAACCCAUUGUGAAUUCUUGAGCAAGUCUUUGGAGGCUGCAUCGCUGUUUCACGAAGACCAGAGAUGUAUAUGUAUCCUCGACCAUUGGGUUAGCCGACCACCGAGGAACGCGGCUACGGAUAACCCCCGCCACGCCAGCAACCCCUCUUUGCGAUGAGAUCCUACCCAUCAGGGUGAUAUUGCUGGGUAUUGUUCCCCCUCUUCGUCCGGGGGGAAAAUGUGGGGAAGGGUAAUCCCGUAUAUCCGAUGGCUUCAUUCCCAGGACCGGUUUUGUUCCACUCCUAGUACACUCUGAGAUUGUUGAAGUGAAAAGUUUAAAGAGAGAAAAUAGUUAGAAAUAGAAAAAUAAGAUUCAAAUCCAGUAUAUAUCAGAUCCAGCCAUUAUUCACAAAACUCCAUUCCACACCAAACCCAAUGAAACAAAACCAAACGUCCACCGCAGGUACAUCGAACAAAGAUGGUUGAAAGAAAAGAAAAAGGAAGCAUAUCUAGUCCCAAAUCAACCAGCCGCAUGAUCCACCAAGGGUAGCCAGCAUCAUAAUAGUCAGAAUACCUGCACCGGCCCUGUCUGCAGUGGUGAUUUUGUAGGACAGAGCCUUCGGCUUUGGCUCUGGGUCUUUCCCACCAGCAUUGGGAUUUCCCUUGCUCGUGCCGCCAUUGUCGCUGGUCACGGGCGGCGCAACCUGAGUGAUAAGGUUGGCCUGAACGACCUCAAGAGCUGCCAUCUGCUGACCAAAAUCCUUGGUAUGAUCCCAUUUUUGAUCAGUCCAUCUCAGGCCACAGGUAGUCCCCAGCUCGCCACCCGUGCAAGUCUUGGCAGCAGCUUGCCCGGAAGCCUUCAACUUUGGCAUGAUCUGGUCAAAAGUGAAUGGAGCCAUUUGAGUGGUGGCGGCCAUCCAUCGCGCGAGAUAGCCCUUGAAUGAUCGCUGGUCGACCAUGCAAGUGUUGACCGUUUCGCAAGCACGCUCGUACAUCACGUUCUGCGGUGUCUUGGCGAAGAAGAUCUCGGACGAGUCAAGAAUCUUUUGCACGCGUUCUUUC
This is a messenger RNA of Penicillium brasilianum, 4450 nucleotides long. The record is from the annotation of a GenBank genome assembly. Lineage: Eukaryota; Fungi; Ascomycota; Eurotiomycetes; Eurotiales; Aspergillaceae.